AUGUUUUGUUUCUUAACUUUUUUUGUAAGAUCUGAUUUAGAUCCAAAUGCUUUGGAGAUACGACCGAAUACAACGUCGUAUUUACUACCAUCAUCUACAAAAAAGAUUCAAGAUUUCGCAUUUGUAAAUUCAACAUCAACAUUAGUAAGCGUUAGCUUCAGUAAAUGCACCGAAUUGAGUACAAUUGGUAAGGGUUGUUUCGAAAAUUGUACAAAACUCAAGUCUAUCGAUCUUUCUCCCUGUAAAGAAUUAAAUAGAAUCGGAGACAGAGCAUUUUACAACUGUUCUUCACUAUCAACAUUCAUAUUUCCAAAUGAGUGUUCUAUAAAGGUUAUUGGAUCCAGCUGUUUCGUUUUUGUUGCUUUGGAAAGUAUCCAAAUUCCAGCUUCUAUCGUUUUACUGCAGUCAAAUCCAGAUGAUUACGGGUUAUUUGCUUCAUCCAGCCUGAAAAACAUUACAUUUGCACCGAAAUCUUCAUUAAAUACUUUAAAUCCAAAAUUAUUUUCUCAUUCUUCAAUCUCGUCAAUCAUUUUACCAUCAUCAAUACAGACAAUAUCUCCACUAGCUUUCGCAUUUUGCAACAAUUUGCAAGAAAUAGAAUUCGAAAACGACAAUAAUCCAACAUUUACAAUUUUUGAAGGCUGUAUCUACUCAAGGAACUGCGAAUACUUCGUUUACGUACCAUCAGCAUUCACAGGAAACAUAACUUUGCACAAUUCAACGAAAGAAAUCGAUUCAUACUCAUUUUCUUUCUCAAAAAUAUCGAAAGUACAUUUAUCUGACUCGGUAGAAACGAUCAAAUCUUACGCGUUUUACCAAUCAUCGAUAACUCACAUCUCUUUCGGUUAUAAUAUUGAAUCUAUUGAAGAAUACGCGUUUGCUGACUGCCAGAAGCUGAAUUCGAUGACACUUCCAUCCAUAAUAACUGUUAUAUCGGAAGGAUUGUUCAUGAACUGCUCAAAAAUCGUAAAUAUAAAUUUCGGAAAUAUUAUUGAGAUCAAAAGCCAUGCAUUUUACAAUUGCUGGUCACUAGUCCAUAUAUCACCGCUAACCCACGUCACAGAAAUCGGAAAGAACGCGUUUGCGCUGACAAAUUUCAGAUCAAUUGUAAUUCCAAAGGAUUUGACACAGUGGAACAACAUUUUGUGGGGAUCAAAGGUCGCAACAAUAAAUGUGGCACAGGGAAAUUCACAAUUUAUCGUUCAAAACAAAAUGUUGUUUUCAUAUGACUUAGAAAUACUUUAUUUCGUGCCAAUAACUCAGAAUUCCACAAUCACACUACCAGAGAAUCUCAAAGAAAUCGCAGAAAGAGCUUUCUACGGUUCAAACCUCAAAUUUAUUUAUUUUCCAGAUUCUCUGAAAAAGAUUGGAGCCUACGCGUUCUACAUGUGCGAGCAUCUAGUAAAUGUAAAGCUCCCUCUCGCUGUAAGGACAAUUCACCAGGGAACGUUUUCUGUUUGCGGUAAUUUGAAAUCCGUAACUUUUUCAGAUGAAAUCGAUGAAAUUGAUGAAGAAGCGUUUUGGAGAUGCAAGUCUUUGAUGUUUGUGACAUUCCCUGACUCUCUGAGACUCAUUAAAUCAAAUUCUUUCGGUAAAUGCCAAAAUUUGAAGUAUUUGAGGUUUAUUGGCAAUCCUGUGCUCGAAGAAGAUGCUUUUUCAGGUUGUCCGAAUAUAUCAUGCAUACUUUGGGAGUCUGCAACAGUACAAACUAUGAAAAAUGCAGGAUUUAGUGAAAAAUUACUGAAUCAAUGCACUUUAGAGUCAAUUAAAGAAGACGUUGAUAGUAGGCCGCCAACUUCAGAUGGUAUUGUCGAUUCCUACAUCACAAAAAUCACUCCACAGACUUUCAAAACUUCGAAAAAUGUUUUAGCAAUUCUAUCGUUCGAAACUGAAAGUCAAUUAAUCGAAAUUGAGAGCUUCUCUUUCAAAGAGUUCACAAAAUUGAGUGUUGUAGACUUCAGAAAUUGUAAAAGUCUGAAAAAACUUGGAGAAUCAGCGUUUUAUGGCUGCAAGCAGUUAUCAACUGUUAUGUUUCCAGUCAAAGCAGACAUAAAACUCAUUGGAGCAUCAUGUUUCGCUUACACAGACAUAGAAAAAAUAACUUUGACAAAUUCGAUCAAUGGAGUCGAAGGAAACAUUACUUCUCCAGGUAUAUUCGAAGGAUGUGAGCGACUGAUAUCAGUAGCCACAGCGAAAUCGAAUUUAAACCAAAUUUGUCACAGAAUGUUCGCAAAUACAAAGAUUACGAAGUUAUUUAUAUCAUCAGGCAUCAAGAUGAUAGAAGGAAGUGCAUUCCUUGGCUGUGACAGUCUCCAAGAAUUCGAAAUUGCAAAUAAUAACAGAAAUUUCCAAUUAAUCAAAGGAUCUUUGUAUUACAGAGGUGAUGGAAAGUUUGCUAUCAUCUAUGCAUCCAAGGAAUACACUGAAAAGUUCAUUUGUCUCCCUGCAAUUUCGGAAAUUUCAAGUGGAGCCUUUGCUUCGUGUCUUUUCAGUUCUAUUGAACUCCCAGCUAAUCUCAAUAAGAUAGGACACUUUGCUUUCUCUCAUUGCUCCAAUUUGACCUACAUUGACGUUCCAAACACCGUAACUUCCUUUGGAGACGGAGUUUUCGAGUUUUGCACUAGUCUAGAGAAUAUUAAGAUCAAUCUAAACAUUUCUAGAAUACCUAGAAUGUUCUUUAUGAACUGUAUCAAGUUAGAAUCUUUUGUUGUUCAAUAUGAAGUCAAAGUAAUUGAAACAAAAGCGUUCUAUAACUGUUCAAACUUAACUGUUCUCACUGGACUCCUCCGUGUCCAGGAAAUCCAAAAUUUCGCUUUCACUUUUUCAGGAAUUGUCACUUUUUAUAUUUCACCUGAACUGAAAUUCAUAGGAAAAGAUGUUUUCAGGGACUGUGAAGAUCUUGAAGAAUUCUCCAUCAGUUUCGGUAACAUUUAUUUCACUUUCUUCUGUGGAGGAUUAUAUUCUUAUGAUUUCAGUACUUUGAUAACGACAACUGCAGGAAAUAUCAACACAUUUGUUGUACGAGAUGGAUGCACGAAGAUUGGAGAGAGUAGCUUCAGAGGAAAAAGAAUUAGAGAGGUUAUUAUUCCAAAAUCAGUUUCAAGCAUUGGAGAUUUCGCUUUCGCCAACUGCUUCAACUUACUCAAGGUACAAAUAGAGAAUAGCGUCAGUUCUAUUGGAAAUUAUGCGUUCUUUAACUGCUCAUCUUUGAAAGUUGCCAAUUUUCCAUCAGGAAUAGAAAUCUUUGGUGUCAGAUGCUUUGCAAAUUGUCUGAAACUAAGGAAGGUCGUGAUUUCUGAUGGAGCAAAAGUUAUUGGAGCGGAAGCGUUCAGAAAAUGCAGAAAACUGAAGACUCUUUCUAUUUCUGACUCUGUAGAAGUAAUAGGAAAGAUGGCUUUCGCAAAUACAGCCAUUAAAUGCGAUGUAGAUUGGCCAAAGAAUUUAAGAGGUUCAAUUGUAGAUGCAGGACUUAGCGAGGACUGCAUCAGGAGAUGUAGUGAAUUGUAA
Messenger RNA from Trichomonas vaginalis G3, 3507 nucleotides. RefSeq names its product leucine-rich repeats (6 copies)-containing protein. Lineage: Eukaryota; Parabasalia; Trichomonadida; Trichomonadidae. The record is from RefSeq and is a predicted model, not a curated record. The transcript has a single exon. The coding region runs from base 1 to 3507 and encodes 1168 amino acids.